GCGGCCAUCUUCCGGGUCUAUUUGAAUACGUCACCACGAACAUCAGUUGCAUAGUUUGUCUAUUAUAACAGCUGAAAUGCUACCUCGGGUUAAAGGGCGCUGGUGUGUUAUGUAACGAAUGUCUACUGUGGCAGUUAGCAUGCUUAAGCUAAUUUCCUGUUUGUCUCAUUUAGCAUAGAAGUAGCAGUUAGCUUAGCUGGUUAGCACCCAGCUUCACAAAUAGCGCAACCUCCAUUCUUCUCAGUGAAAACGUCUGACAGUCAUGGCCUCUGCUCCUCACAACUUCUCCUGGGUGGAUCAGGAUAAAGUGGCCGGCCUGGCGCUGCCCAGGAUGCCGGGUGAGUACCGCUACCUGCUGGAGAACAACAUCAAACACCUGGUGUGUCUGUGUGAGACGAAACCCCCGAACCACGACACCUGUCCGGAGCUGCAGCUGCACCACAUCAAGAUCCAGGACUUCACUCCUCCGUCUCCCGCUCAGAUCGACAGAUUCCUCUCCAUCGUGGAGGAGGCCAACUCCAAGGGGGAGGGUGUGGCGGUGCACUGCAUGCACGGCCACGGGAGGACGGGCACGAUGCUCGCCUGCUACCUGGUGAAGACCCGGAAGAUGUCGGGCAUCGACGCCAUCAACGAGAUCCGGAGAUUAAGAAGCGGAUCAAUCGAGACCAACGAGCAGGAGAAAGCUGUGGUGCAGUUUUACCAACGCACAAAGUAGAUCAAUACUCCACGUAACAGAGGUAGCAAAGGUGAGACACUCCAGGUGAAGAGAGACAUUAAACCAAACGGAUAUCGCAAUCAAACUUCCCCACUUCAUUACUGACAUUAACACAAAUACGUUUUCUGACUUAAAUAUGCUAAUGAGGCAUUAAGUCAUGCUAACUUUUGGUGAAUUAGGACACAUCUGCAGACACAAAUGUGACCUGCUCUUAUCAAAAUCAGUCACAUCGACCGCAAAACACAUUGUGUUACACACACUGUUUAAAAGAGGAGAUUGCUUUCCCAUGGUGUCCUUUAACUGUAGUUGUCCUUCAAAGUUAGCUGACUUUGUUUUUAGCCAUAGUUAUUUAAAAAGGGGGCUGAAGGCUUAAUAUUUUGGGGGAAUAGCACCCCUGGCCCCCUGUUAGGACCAACACUAGAUCAGAGAUAUACUUUUUAAUAUGAUGAGCAAACAUCCAGGCUUUAAGAGGUGUCCUUUUAUGACAUUUCUGCAUUAUAAUUAAAUAUUACUUUUGAAACUAUUAUCAAAAUAGUUUUUAAAGUUGAUUUUCAGAGGAGACGGUGAUCGCUGAAGUUGUCAUACUGUCUUUACAAGCUUCAGAAACGUAUUUUUCUUCUGAACAUGGCGAUAAAAGUUCCAUUUUCCGAAAGCCAAGACUUUUUUUAUGUGUAAAAUCUACAGUUUUUGACAUCAUUUCAAGAUUAUCUAUCAAUGCGACAUCCGACUGAUAUCGAUAGAGCGGGUCACAAACAGAAAAAGUUAGUUAAAUAAACUCCUGAAUUUUCUAGUCUCAAAGAAGACAUGUUAUAAAUGCAGAAUAGUCAAAAACCUGUAGUGUCUCGCCUAAUCAUGCAAUAAGUGCCUGAAUCAUUUGACUAAAUAAAGACUUUAUUAUCUAAGAAUAAUAAAAUACAGGACUACAGUUUAAACAGGUGAUAAUAAUUCAACAAUAUUACACUCAGUAGCUAAUACAAACAUUUCUACAGUAAAUAUUAUAGGGUGUUAUAAUUGUCUCUUAGCUCAGCACGUUAGGACUGUUCUGUUUCUGAUGAGGUUUCUGUUUACAUUCUGAAACCUCGGUUUACGCGCUGGAGGCCAGAGAGAAGAGCCGCUGGCGCUCCUUAAAGGUGAGCUGCUCCGGAGCCGGCGCUCGCUUCACUUCCUCCUGGUUCCUGAGAGUAAACAGAAAUAUAUCAGCGGGAAUACUUGAAUUUAUUUAUGGGGAAUCACUUCAUGCAAGGGGACACAAACGGGAGCCUGUACUGUCUUUAAAAUAUACUUUUUACUCAGGGAUCAAGAUUAAAACGCUAUAAUGUCUACGGAAAAGUAGAUUAGACUGAAUUUAGGAGCUUGGUGUGAGAUUAGUUUCAUUUUACAUUAAUCUGAUGGUUAUUUUCCGCAUUGAAUGUCUAUGAAAUGGUAAAAAAAAGUCCAGUUGAGUUUCUCAAAUGCCUUGUUUUGUCAAGCCAAAACUCUAUAUAUUCACUUAAAUAUGACGUUAAAGCUUAAAAAUGAAGCAAAUCUUAAUAUUUAAGAGGCUCAAAAUGAAAAUGUACUCUUUAAACUAUUAUGAAAAUAGUUUUUGAUGUGAUAUAACUUGUGCUUGAGUAGAAAUGCUGCAUUAACUGUUAGAUUUCAUUAAAUGCCAAAAAAGUGUAAACUCACUGUUUCGCUGCCACGUUGUCAACGUCUCGACUCGAUGCGCUCUUUUGUUCUGCAAAAAAGCAUGAAAAUGUUGCACCGUACGAUAAAGCCUUGAUAAUACUCUUCUGAAUAAAUUAAAUGAAUAUUUACCCGUC
Messenger RNA from Trematomus bernacchii (emerald rockcod), 2517 nucleotides. It is a transcript of the gene dusp23b, whose product is annotated as dual specificity phosphatase 23b. The coding region runs from base 263 to 715 and encodes 150 amino acids. Gene Ontology annotation, biological process: protein dephosphorylation; cilium assembly. The transcript is spliced from 3 exons. Gene Ontology annotation, molecular function: protein tyrosine/serine/threonine phosphatase activity. NCBI's taxonomy places the organism in Eukaryota, Metazoa, Chordata, Actinopteri, Perciformes, Nototheniidae. The record is from RefSeq and is a predicted model, not a curated record.